Molecule: messenger RNA, 3118 nt
Organism: Onychostruthus taczanowskii (white-rumped snowfinch)
Lineage: Eukaryota; Metazoa; Chordata; Aves; Passeriformes; Passeridae
Gene: SLC35D2
Product: solute carrier family 35 member D2
Exons: 12
Coding region: 122-1123 (333 amino acids)
Cellular component (GO): Golgi apparatus
Molecular function (GO): antiporter activity; GDP-fucose transmembrane transporter activity
Source: RefSeq, a predicted model, not a curated record
CCGCCGCGCCCGGGACCCGGGGCAGCCGCCGUCUGGGGACGGGCCGGGGAGAAGGAGGAGGAGCGGCCUCCUCACGGCCACCCUGGUGCAAGCCCGCGGUGCGGCCCUGCUCGCCGCCGCCAUGAGCGCCGGGCAGGCCGCGGGGGAGGAGGCGGACGCCGCCGCCGCGUCCCCGGCACUUCCCAGGGUGCUCUCUGCGCUCUUCUACGGGACGUGCUCUUUCCUCACCGUGCUGGUCAACAAGGCGCUCCUCAGCGCCUACAGCUUCCCGUCACCAGUGUUUCUUGGAAUUGGACAGAUGGCAGCCACUAUACUUAUCUUGUAUGUGUCAAAACUAAAUAAGAUUGUUCACUUCCCUGAUUUUGACAGAAGUAUACCUGUGAAGUUAUUUCCUCUGCCUCUGAUUUAUGUUGGAAACCACUUAAGUGGAUUAUCAAGUACCAGCAAACUCAGUUUGCCGAUGUUUACAGUGCUCAGGAAGUUUACCAUUCCUCUUACUUUACUGCUGGAAAUCAUCAUACUUGGGAAACGGUACCCAGUGAAUAUUAUAGUCAGCGUAUUUGCCAUCAUUCUUGGGGCUUUCAUAGCCGCUGGGUCCGAUCUGUCUUUCAAUCUGGAGGGCUACAUUUUUGUGUUGCUAAAUGAUAUCUUCACAGCAGCAAAUGGAGUUUAUACAAAGCAGAAAAUUGAUCCAAAGGAGUUGGGAAAAUAUGGUGUCCUGUUUUAUAAUGCUUGUUUCAUGGUGAUUCCAACAGUUAUUAUUAGCUUUUCUACUGGAGACUUUCAGCAGGCAACACAUUUCCAGCACUGGACAAAUUUUUUAUUUGUCUUUCAAUUUAUUCUUUCCUGCUUGUUGGGGUUUCUCUUGAUGUAUUCUACUGUCCUGUGCAGUCAUUACAAUUCUGCACUCACAACAACAGUAGUCGGUGCCAUCAAGAAUAUAUCCAUUGCUUACAUCGGAAUGUUGAUUGGUGGAGAUUACAUAUUCUCCAUGUUAAACUUUGUAGGGCUAAAUAUUUGUAUGGCAGGAGGACUGAGAUACUCAUUUUUAACAUUAAGAGGAAACAGCAAGCCUGCACAAUCUGGGGAUGAAGAGAAUGCACUUCCAAUGUCAAAGACUUAGACAAAAUGCCUGCCUUGAAAGAGACUGAAGAGACAAGUUUGUUUAGCAUUGCCAAGACUUUAAAUAAGUAUAUCCUGGAACAUAUUUGCAACAACAAAAAAAAAUCUACCUCAGUUGUCACAGACAUGCACACAAUUCACUGGCUCAGGAAUAUUCUUGCGCACCAUUUUUUUACAUGCAAACUAGUUUGAUUUUAGUUUUUUCUUCUUAAUCUAAAAGCCAUUUUAUAGCAAGGAAUGCUAUGAGCAAAUCUUAAGUUGUAAACUUGUGCAUUUACCUGUACUUGGGUGCUAUUUCAACAAGAUCUUUGAGUUUUGUUUCAGUGACUGCCUGUAUUUUCUUGAGGCAAAAUUCCCUGUAAAGAUCAUGAGGCUUAAUUUACCAUUGCCUUAUGCCAUAUGCAAACCUAGAUAUCAGUGUGGAGAUGAAAGAUCCUAGUGAUUUCACGCAUGCAUGUGCUCUUCGGUAAGUGAUAUAGAAUGUAUGGGACCGGCAAAGAGGAUAUUUGCCCCCAGAUUGUUCCCUGUGUAAGUGUCAACGAAAAAAUACAGGCUAUGUCCAUGUGUGUACAUUGUUUAGGCAUUCUCUCUCUGUGUUUUUCUCAUCCUCAAUAUCACACUGUGGUGUUCUGCAGAAAUUGUCACUGUUGUUAUAAAUGAACCUCAUAACCUCAUGCAGCAGAUCAAGGAGAGAAGGGAAAUGACAGGGGAUUUUUUAAUAUUUGAAGAUUUGUUUGUGCGUGUGUGUCUGUGAGCCAGUACCAGCAAAUCUAUUUUUGUUAAGGUACAUUUUUCUUUUUAUAUCACAUUCCCCUCCUCUCACCUUUUAUCUGUAACCACCUAGCUGCAGAGACGUGGUGCUUCUAUGUACAAACAUAGUAGGGAAGGGAAACAUAGAUAUGUGGAAGACUGACUUGUGUUUAAAUAAUGGCUAGUGUCCUGUUGUGUCUUGUAUAUACAGUAAAAGCUUAUCUGGUACUAGUUUAUGCUUUUGGUUCUAAGCAAGGAAUCAUAAUGAGCCUGGGGAUGACUACAGUAGGCUCAGCUGGUAUAGUGAUUGAGGCCCAGAUGGUCUGAGGGAUCAUCUGGGACAAUAACACCUGUACCUAUAUUUCAAUAACACCUGCAUCUGUAUUUCUUUCAUUGAAAAUAUUUGAUAAUGCUUACCUGACUUCUACAUUCUCUGAGAUAGACUUUUAACCUUUGAAAAUGUGGUAGGUGCAUUGAAGUGUUCUAAGACAGCAGAGAAAUUAAUCUUGUUGAAGUUCUCAAUUCCCUGCGAGCAUGAGCCAAAAUUUUUGAAAAUAAUCAAAUCAAAAGAAGGUUUUGAAAGACUUUGACAUGGAACCAGGGUGUUCUAAUGACUUGUUUGAUCACUUCAAUUAAAAUAUAGCUUAUCUGAAAAUACAGAAAGUCAGAAAACAUUACUCUGAAUGUAGCACAUCCAUGACCAGUCUGAAUUAGACCUGAGAAACAUGUGGGUAACUCACACCAGAAGCUUCAGGGAGUGACUGCCUGCAUGGAUUUGAAUGGCAAGAGGAGCAAUGACUGCAGAUACUGGAAGUGGCAUUUAAAGACAUGGUCAAAGUGGGAAGGGAAAUCUGAACUGUCAGUUUUCUCACAGCUGGCGAAGAAUGUGACUUUCAUUUUCUAUCUGCUGAAGACCUGUGGAGGGAAAGCAUUGCUGCAAAUAUUUUUCCAUGAUCUUCUCUUUUUAAAAAUGUCCUUUAUGCUUAAAAACCUUCAAUAUUUUUGAGUGUAUUCUUUCAUAAGGCUCCUCUUUCUUAAGAGCACCUCUACCUCCACAAUUUCAAUUACUGAACCUUAACUCUCUUCCAUGAGGCAAGGUAUUGGAAAGUUUUCAUUUAUUAUGAAAUUAGUAUGAGUGCCAUUUGACUGCAAUACUGAUGAACACACAAGGCACCUGCUAAAUAAGAUAUAGUUCCCACAAAAGAACACUUAACAUUUGCAUAUAAUUCAUUAAUAUUUUGCUCUA